This is a messenger RNA of Manis pentadactyla (Chinese pangolin), 4755 nucleotides long. Its product is annotated as serine/arginine repetitive matrix protein 1-like. The record is from RefSeq and is a predicted model, not a curated record. The transcript is spliced from 3 exons. Lineage: Eukaryota; Metazoa; Chordata; Mammalia; Pholidota; Manidae. The coding region runs from base 28 to 756 and encodes 242 amino acids.
GAUUGGAACUGACGGCCCUCGCGGCCAAUGAGCGAGCGGCGCCGUGGAGCAGGCAGCCAUUGGGCGCGCGCGCAAGUGCGGAGGAUGCGUAGUAGCUAUAGGCGGCGCCGCCGCCGUAUUCAAGAGUCAGUAGCUUCGCGAGCGCCAUCGGUAGAGGAAUCUCCCGCGGCUCCUUCCGUGCUGCGGUCCGGCAGCCCAGUCUCGGCGCCUCCGGUCCGCCGCUCCGUCCGCGCAGCGGGCACGGCGGAGCCCAGAUGGUGGACCCGCGCUGUGCUCGGCUGCGCCUUCCUCCCGCCGCGCAGGCGCCGGCGGCACCGACCUUGCCCCCCGGCCUCGGAUCUCCUCGCGCCCGCUGGGCUCCCGGCGCCGCAAUCGCCGCUUCGCGCCUCUCCCGCGGCGGGCGGAGGACGGCAUUCGGCUCGGACUUGGAGCCGCCGCCGCGGCCGGACCUGCGCCCGUCCAGCUCGGCCGCUUCCAGCCUGGCGCCGUCGGGCGGCGCGACCGGGACCGCCGCCGCCGCCGCGGGGCAGCCGUGAAGGAGCAGCUCGUCCGCCGCAGCGCGUGGGGCAGCCUGUCUCCCGCCGACAGCAUCUCCGCAAGGCCGCCGAGAGCCCAGCCGGGAAGCGGCUCCCGCCACCGCGGAGCUGCGGCGGAGCGUCCAGAGCAAGCCCCGCUUCAGGGGUGAAGAAGACAGCGACGGCUCUGCGGGUCGGAAGGAAGAUUGGUGAUUUCAGUCUCCCCAAGCCCUCUGUCUGAUGUUUGAGGGAUUUUGGAUUGACCAAGGUUCUCCUGCCUUUUCAUGGUGAUGGGAGUGGUCGCCAGCAAGUGUCGCGUGUGUCAGUUCUGGAGUUCAGAAUUCCAAAACUAGUUGAUGGGGCCAAAAUCAAGGUGUUGGCAUGUCUGGUUCCAUGUGAAAACUCUGGAGGAGAACAUGCUUUUCCAGCUUCUAGAGGCUGCUCAUCUUCCAUGGCUCAUGGUCACAUCACCAAAACCUCUGCUUCUGUCAUCACAUGUGCUGUCUGACUCUGACCCUUCUGCCUCCCUCUUACAAGGUAAAUUUGUUAUUAUAUUGGACCCAGAUAAUCCAGAAUAAUCUCCCAUCUCAGGAUCCUUAAUUUAAUCAAAUCUAUAAAGUCACUUUUGCCAUGUAAGGUAGCAUAUUCACCAGUUCCAAAGAUUUGAACAUAGAUGUCUUUGAGGAGUCAUUUUUCAGCCAACUACAGUUGGGAAGAGGAUAGAGUUUUGCAUUGAUUCAAUUCUCUAUUGACAUUUCCAGACCAUUGCUGUGCAGAAGGCAUCAACAAAUUUUUCCAUAAAGGGCAGACAGUAAAUACUUUAGGCUUUGUAGGUCAAGAGGCAAAAUUCUGAGGAUAUUAUAUAGGUAGUUGUAAAACCACUUAAAAUGUAGCUAUUUUAAGAUGUAAAAACCAUUUUUAGUUUACAAGUGGUACAUAAACAGGUGGCAGGCUGGAUUCGGCACAUGGGCUGUAGAUUGCUAAAUUUUGUUCUACAGUCUCAUAAAAGAUUUCCUUAGAAGCUUGUGCCGUUCUGCUAAGUCACCUCUACUUUAACUUGCCUUUGUCACUUACAGAUCUCCUGGUCACUCUUCAAUACGCAUUGAUGAAUCACCCACCUGGAGAUGUAUCCAAAAAGUCAGAACAGCCUCUUGAGUCCUGGAUAUGCAAAAGCCUCAUUUGGCAAAGUAACAUUAGCAUCAUAAAGAGAGAAUAUGCAUCUGUUCAUGCAUCUCCUUUCUGUCUAAAGUUACUGAUUUGAAAAUGCAUUCUUUCCAUUCAAGGAAUUCACUUGAACAUAUCCAGAUAUUGCACAAGUGGCAACAGUUUUCCAUUCCAGAGACAUAUAUGAGAUUUGGUGUCAUAGCAUGGCAUAAUGCAUCAAAUACUCUCCAUGAAAAGAUGAGGGACCAUGGAUUAAAAACACAGAUUUUUAGGAGUACAAAGGAAAAGUUUUAGUUCAUCACCUGGUCUUUUCGACUAUGUGGAGCUGAUUGCAUUCUGAGUCUGAAUGGACUUAGAAAUAUGGGGUCUGGCCUCAGGCACAGAGAAAUCUUUCUUCUUAGCUCCUGGUGAGACAGGGACCGUGGGCGUAGACAGAAUAAGGUGAGGGCCUCUGGGAAAAGCAAGGCAAGAUAUUUACAGUCAGAGCAAUCUAACUACAUGCAAGGAAACCCCCUACCAAAACUCUGUUUUAAACAUUAAGCUCUAGUAUUCUUCGGUGAGAUCAGUUAAUAUUCCCCAGAUAAAGAAGAGUGCACAUGCUUUUUUUUUUUUUAAUUGAAAUUUUACAUUUAAUACUGUAGUGUCACACAUCAACUGGGAAAAUGCAGACUUUUUUUAAUACAAAGUGUUGGGACAAUUAAAUAACCAUUUGAAAAAUAUAAAUCUAUUUCUCACAUCAUACAUUAAAAUAAGCUCCAAAUGAUAUAGAUACAUAAAUAUUUUUAAAAAUACAUAUUAUCGAAAGAAAACAUAAGCAAGUCCUUCAUAAUUCAGAAGUGGGAAAUUUGGAAAAUCCUUUCUAAUGGUAGAGGAGCACUUUUCUGGGGAAUCUGGGAGGGAAUAUGUUUCUUGUCUUUUCCAGCUUUUAAAAGCUGUCCACAUUCCUUGGCUCGUAUCACUAAGACCUUCAUUUUGAACUUCAUGAAUCUUUCCCUCAGACUUUCACCUUCCUGCUCCCCUCUUAUAAGGACACUUGUGAUUAAACUGGAUAUAAUCCCUCCAUCUCAGGAUCUUUGAAGCACAUGCUUUUAUUAUGCUAAUCAUUUAUAAUCAUGUAUAAGAUUCACUUUAGCAUGCUAAAAGGCCCAGGCCUAUGUGCUGUCUUUCCUCCUUCAGAUCUGAUGAGGUGAUUCCUCAAACCGGGCAACUAAAUUAGAAAGUAAGCCCAGGCAUAAGCAACAUAGUAAAAGGCAAGAAAGAUUCCACCUUAAAGAUAAGAUUGCAUUUUAAUACCCAAGAAGUUAAGAAGUUAGAAAUUUUUAAGUUACUCUUUAGCAAACAAUACCUCAGCCCACCUUGGGGGUUGGGCAGGCAGCCUUGAUUAAUAUGCUCCCAGACCAAGAGCUAGUAUCUCAGGGAAAAAUCAUCAGAGCAGGAAGUUGCAUGUGUUAAGUUAAUUCUAAACAUUCAAGGUCCACUUAACAAGUCCACACACCUAAGCCUUUUUUCAUGUUCUCAAAAAUCCUCAACUGCCUAUAAAACCCCUGGACAACACACCACCCGGAUCUCUUGUCCCCUCCUGGCAUGAGCCAGGAGCUCUGUCCUUUCACUUCAUCUCUAAAUAAAAGCCUGUACCUUGCUCUCCUACCUUGAGUGUUUGUGAAGCUCAUUCUUCUGCUUCCUGAACAAGAAACCCGGCAUCACUGAGCAGGUUGGUUGCUUAUGUUCUUCAGAUGCAAGCCAGAGGUGCAGGUCCUUUUUAAUUUCAUUGUUGCCACUGUUAGGCCCAGAUCUCUACCUACUGCUGACAGAAAGAAUGCAAAGCAGAAUACAUAGCUAGGAAAGGAGACUCUCAGAUGGCAGUUUCCCCCUUCAGGGACUGAAUGAUGGUUUUUCCUAAAGAAAGGAAAUUUUAAAAUGCAUCUGGGGUCAAGCACUUCAGAUCAAUUGAGACCAAGAUGAUCUUGAAAGCAGAAAUAAUAAAAAGGAUAUAUGAUGUGUGACUAUUUUGGAGGCACAUGGGGCAUGCUCCCAGUGUUAAGCUUUAAAUGUUUCUUUUUAUUUGUUCAAGCCUGCAGGACUGGAAAAUUGGUAAUCACUGAGGUUCAGAACAGCCUCUAAUUUCAAGAAGGAACACCCAUUUUUUAAAACCUGCAGGAAUUUGUUAAGACUCUCGAUGUUGAUUGAACUUGGAAAGUGCACUCACAGUCCUACUACAUGGUCACAUCUGAGUUAAUGCAGAAGAUGGGGAGAGACUCUAAAGUUGAAAGAGACAAGGGAAUGAUUAACUAGUAGAAGAAAGAAUAAAUGAAGGCAGAUAAAGCAGACCUGCAUAAAUUUAAGAAAAUCACGUCUGUCGCCAGGCUUGGUGUCUCAGUGGAGCAGCACACUACAAUGAGUCCUAUUUCCCAUUCUCUGAGACUUUGUGUUACUUUAUUGCUUCAGAACUAUUUAAGGAGAAGCUACUGUGAGAUAGAUACUGCUUGCACACUAAGAGUGCUGAGGCAGGUGAGGUACAGGGCAGCUGUCAGGGGCCCAAAGAUGGGUGCGUAACAGCCACAUACAGUGUGAGCAUGCAAGGAGCAGUGAGGACACAUAGGAAUAUUUGACUCUGUCUGGAUAAGGUUAAGGAAGAUAUUCUUAUCCCAGGGUGAAAGAGCAAUUCUUAUCUUUAAAGCUUAAACAUAUUCAUGACUUCUUCAAAUCAACAAUUAGUAUAAAGUGAGGACAAGAUGCAGAUUUUCAAGAUGAGGGGAGACUAUCCAUCGCCUUGAAUUCAGGCUGAUACUUCUGGUGCUGUAUUUGUUUAAUGUUGAAUCCAGUAUUUAGGGCAAGGAUUUAAUGUAUCCUGAUCUGUAAAGAGUGAUUUGGGCUGGCAAACAAUGAAAAAACUAACACCCCUUUUCUGACCACAGUUUUCAAGAGGAGUCCAUUUUUCAAUUUGUGUUAUCUUAACAGAGGUUAAGAUAAUGAAGAAAUACAUAAAAAAUGAGGCUAAUUUUGCUCUUACCAAAGCUGAUUAGAAGAGGAAGUUUAGCUGCCUUUAUCAGAACUGCCACUCUGAUAAGAAUGACAC